Lichtheimia ornata is the source of this 3705-nucleotide messenger RNA. RefSeq lists its product as uncharacterized. Gene Ontology annotation, molecular function: structural molecule activity; protein binding. Lineage: Eukaryota; Fungi; Mucoromycota; Mucoromycetes; Mucorales; Lichtheimiaceae. Gene Ontology annotation, biological process: endoplasmic reticulum to Golgi vesicle-mediated transport; retrograde vesicle-mediated transport, Golgi to endoplasmic reticulum; intra-Golgi vesicle-mediated transport. The record is from RefSeq and is a predicted model, not a curated record. Bases 1 to 3705 code for a protein of 1234 amino acids. The transcript is spliced from 12 exons. Gene Ontology annotation, cellular component: COPI vesicle coat.
AUGCAGAUGCUUACAAAGUUUGAAUCAAAAAGCAACCGCGUCAAAGGAAUUGCGUUCCAUCCGAAACGACCAUGGAUUCUUGCAUCGCUGCACAAUGGGUCAAUUCAGCUUUGGGACUAUCGUAUGGGUACUCUUUUAGAACGUUUUGACGAGCAUGAUGGACCUGUUCGAGGUAUCGCGUUCCAUCCUACGCAACCACUGUUUGUCUCGGGUGGUGACGAUUACAAGAUCAAAGUGUGGAAUCACAAGACACGCCGUUGUUUAUUCACAUUGAGUGGCCAUUUGGAUUACGUUCGCACUGUUUAUUUCCAUCAUGAGUAUCCUUGGAUUAUUUCAGCAUCUGACGACCAAACGAUUCGCAUUUGGAACUGGCAAUCCAGAAGUUGUAUCGCCAUUCUUACUGGCCACAAUCAUUAUGUCAUGUCCGCCCAAUUUCAUCCAAAGAAUGAUCUCGUUGUAUCGGCUUCUAUGGAUCAAACCGUUCGUGUUUGGGAUAUCUCAGGUCUUCGCAAAAAGAACCAAGCACCUACAGCAAUGACAUUUGAAGAUCCAUUCGCACGUCAAAAUCCUCAAAGCGAUCUCUUUGGAUCAACUGAUGUUAUGGUCAAAUACGUAUUGGAGGGCCAUGAUCAUGGUGUCAACUGGGCAUCUUUCCAUCCCAAUCUACCUUUGAUUGUAUCUGCUGGUGAUGAUCGCCAAGUCAAACUCUGGAGAAUGAAUGAAACCAAGGCAUGGGAAGUUGAUAGCUGCCGUGGUCAUUUCAACAAUGUUUCGAGUGCCAUUUUCCAUCCACGCCAAGAACUUAUUCUUUCUGCUGGUGAAGACAAGACCCUUCGUGUGUGGGAUAUGACCAAGCGUACUGCCAUUGCUACCUUCCGCCGAGAUCAUGAUCGUUUCUGGGCAUUGACUUGUCAUCCAGAAUUGAACCUGUUUGCUGCAGGCCAUGACAAUGGUUUGAUUGUAUUCAAGCUUGAACGUGAACGACCAGCCCAUCAUGUACACCAAAACCAAUUGUAUUAUAUCAAGGACAAGAUUCUUCAUAUCCAUGAUUUUGCCAGCACCGCCGAUCAAGAAGUUUUGAGCGUUCGCAAACUUGGAUCGCAAUACGUUACUCCUCGUACGCUUUCAUACAACCCUGCAGAACGUGCUGUUUUGGUGACAUCGCCACACGAGGGCGGCAUGUAUGAACUUUAUCCAUUGCCCAAGAAUUUCUCUAGCGGUCUCAAAGAACCUGCUGAUGAUUCCAGACGCGGAGCUGGUCACUGUGCACUCUUUAUUGCUCGUAAUCGAUUCGCUGUUCUCGACAAGAUCAAUCAACAAAUCCAAAUCCGCGACUUGUCCAACACUGUCACCAAAUCCUUCAAGGCACCUGGUCAUGUCAACGAGAUCUUUUAUGCUGGCACCGGCAGUUUAUUGAUGGCUACAGCUACUUCCGUUAUCUUGUUUGAUAUUCAACAACGUCGUGUUACUGCCGAGUUAGCUGUUGGCAACGUCAAGUAUGUUGUUUGGUCAUCUGAUAUGUCCACUGUGGCCUUGUUGAGCAAGCAUAGUAUCACUAUUGCCGACAAGAACUUGCAACAAUUGGCACAAGUGCAUGAGACCAUUCGUAUCAAGAGCGGUACUUGGGAUGAUUCCGGUGUCUUCAUUUACUGCACCUUGAACCACAUCAAAUAUGCCUUGACCCAGGGUGACACCGGCAUUAUCCGUACGCUCGAUCAGCCCGUCUACUUGACCCGUGUCAAGGGUAGAACUUUAUAUGCUUUGGAUCGUGAUGCUAAGGUUCAGCAAAUCACCAUUGACCCCACCGAAUACCGCUUCAAGCUUGCUCUCAUCAAGAAACAAUACGAAGAAGUCUUGCAUAUUAUUCGCAACUCGAACUUGGUUGGUCAAGCUAUCAUUGCUUAUCUUCAAAAGAAGGGUUAUCCCGAGAUUGCAUUGCACUUUGUACGUGAUCCUCAGACACGUUUCGAGUUGGCAUUAGAGUGUGGUAAUUUGGAUGUUGCCUUGGAGACUGCCAAGACCAUGGACAAGCCUGAGAGUUGGAGCAAAUUGGGUGCCGAAGCCCUUAGACAGGGUAACUACAAGAUUGUUGAGAUGGCUUAUCAACGAACCAAGAGCUAUGAUGCCUUGUCAUUCUUAUACCUCUCCACUGGCGAUGACAACAGCUUGCGACAAAUGCUCAAGAUUGCAGAGCUUCGUGGUGAUUUCAGCUCACGUUUCCAAAACACAUUGUAUCUUGGUGAUGCUGAGGAACGCGUUCGUGUCCUUAAGGAUGUUGAUCAACUUCCUCUUGCUUAUAUGACUGCCAAGGCACAUGGACUUACAGAGCAAGCUGAAGCUAUUCUCGCAGCUGCUGGAAAGACUGAAGAAGAUAUUCAAGCACCCUCUGCUCCUGAGAGACCUCUUGCACCACCCAAGCCUGCUGUGAAAUUGGAAGAACCCAACUGGCCUCAAGUAGCAGUAUCCAAGAGCUUCUUUGAAGGUGCCUUUGCCAAUGAGCGUGCUGGUGGUAUUUCUUCAGCACCCGAUUUCUCGUACGAUGAUCAAUUUGAUGUGGAUGCAAACGAAGGUGAUUGGGGAGCUGACGAUGACGAGUUACCUGGUAUCGGUACCAAGCGUGCUACCAACGUGGAUGAAGAUCUUGUCGAUGUGAAUGGAUUCGAAGGCGAAGAAGAGGAAGCUGGCGGAUGGGGAGAUGAUGAUGAUGAUUUCAAGGCCAAUUUGGAUGCUACCAUCAGCCAUGUUGCAGCUGAAGAAACAGCCGAAUUCGUUGCACCCACCGCUGGCACCAAUGAAACAGCCGUCUGGUCACAAAACUCGCCACUUGCAGCUGACCACAUUGCCGCUGGUGCAUUUGAGAGUGCUAUGCAAGCUCUUAAUCGUCAAGUGGGCAUUGUCAACUUUGAGCCACUCAAGCCCCACUUUUUGUCCAUUUAUCAAGCAUCUCGUAUCACAAUGUCACCCAUGGCAUCCAACCCUUCUUUGACAUUCUAUUUGCGUCGUAACCCUGAAGAAUCCAACACACGUGCUAGCUUGCCUGUCGUUGUGCACAACUUCCAAAACAUCAUCGAUACUACAUUGCAAGCUGGCUACAAGGCGUUCACAUCAGGUCGUUUGGCAGUGGCUGCUACUGAAUUCAAAUCUACAUUGCAAUCGCUUUUGUUCACUGUGGUCAACAGCCAAGAGGAAGUGGAUCAAGUGGCAGAGCUUGUGGGUAUAUGCCGUGAAUACAUUAUUGGUCUUGCAUUGGAACAAAAGCGACGUGCUGUGGUGAACGAGGAUCCCAAAUUGGCAUUGGAGUUGGCUGCUUACUUUACCCACUGUGAAUUGAUCAGCAAGCAUCGUGUGUUCCCCUUGCGUCAAGCUGCCAAGCAAGCCUUCAAGCUAAAGAACUUCAUUACAGCAUCCCAAUUCACACAACGACUACUUGAAUUGCCACCACCUAGGCAAGUGGCUGAUGAAGCACGUCAAAUCCAAUCCGUUUGUGAGCGUACUAUGCGUGAUGAAAUCGAUUUGGCCUAUGAUCAGUAUAAUCCAUUUGUGGUGUGCAAUAUCACCUUUGAGCCUAUUUACAAGGGAUCCCCCAAGUCAGAUUGUCCAUUCUGUCACGCUUCUUACAAGCCUGAAUUCCAAGGCAAGCUGUGUACUGUGUGUGAAGUGGCCCAGAUUGGUGCUAAUGCUACCGGUCUUCGAGUGACGAUAUAA